Messenger RNA from Penicillium cosmopolitanum, 375 nucleotides. Its product is annotated as CENP-S family protein. Gene Ontology annotation, cellular component: Fanconi anaemia nuclear complex; FANCM-MHF complex. The transcript has 4 exons. The record is from RefSeq and is a predicted model, not a curated record. Gene Ontology annotation, biological process: replication fork processing; resolution of meiotic recombination intermediates. Lineage: Eukaryota; Fungi; Ascomycota; Eurotiomycetes; Eurotiales; Aspergillaceae. Bases 1 to 375 code for a protein of 124 amino acids. Gene Ontology annotation, molecular function: chromatin binding; protein heterodimerization activity.
AUGGGAACGCGACAAUCACCCUUCACCAUCAUCAACAUCAACAUCAACUGCCUCUCCAGUCUCCGGGGCAAUCUUGAAGCCAUGGCCGAUAACGAAGAAAUUGGUCUUGAGGAGCGUUUGAAAUCAGCUCUGUGGCUGUCAAUCGGGAAGAUCGUGGACGAGGAGACUAUCAAGCUGGGUGUCAACGCAACCCCCCCAGUUUAUUGGUGCGCUCACAGAGAUGAGACGGUCAGCCAAGAUCUUGAGUCGUUCGCCAAGCAUGCCGGGCGCUCAACUGUUAACGUCUCGGAUGUGAUGUUGCUGGCCCGCCGCAACGAAGGCCUGGAAUCUAUCCUUAAGGCCUUUGUCGAGCAGCAGCGUGAAGAGACAUCCUAA